AUGGUUGUGAAAGGGAAGCACCUCCUAAAUAAUUCAAGUGUCCGACGAUCUUUUCGUACUCGACCAUCAGUCCAAUUCCCUGUGAUUCUUGUGGAUCACCAUGACGUUAAGCUUUUUGGUGACGAUUCAUUCGAGGACGACUUCGCGUUGAGGUCUCCAUCUGCCCCAAAACCUCGUAAGAAGAAAAACGAACCACCUAAGGCCUUUUCCAAUGUAUCCAACUUACCAGCUAUUUCGGAACUUCACGAUGAUGAGCCCAUGCUUGAAAAACUAGUUGAGGAGAUAGACAUGGCAAAUGACUUCUCGUUGUACAUCGAAAAUGAGGAGGGAGUGCGAAUGAAAGCUGUGGGAGACAAGCUUGUAAGGUACGAUGAAUACUACGGGAAGAAAUCAAGCGAGAGUAACGCGGUAACGAAAUGCAAUGAGAAGACGAGCCUGACGCCGUCUGAACGGGAGCAUGAGUUCGACAAGUACCGGAAAGCCACGUUUGCCCUUGUUGGCCGCCGCCCGCCAUUGAAACCAAAAACAGCUGAUCCGAUCGAAGAACUAACUGAGCCAGAUUCUGUUGAGACACUUUUUGUGGGUGCUGUGGGCAAAGAAAAUCGAGAGUGCACAAAUGCUACUAACACUUCUACACUAACAACGACACCCCACGGUCGUGCAUCGAUGAUUCCAGGAAGACGGGAUAAUUCUAGUUCUGCAUUUGUAGAAGCCGGUGAUGCUGGUGUCACUCCAUUACAUCAUCGCACUUUCCGAAAUCUAUCUACAUCACCGUUGCCCGACCUUGAACAUAUGCAAGAACCAGGAUGUUCGAGCACGCCCAUGCUGGCGCAAUCGACACCACUCACUGAAAGGUUCAGUGGUUCAAGUCCAACUAAAUCCUCAUCAGGCGGAAGGGAUACCUUUGAUGGCGUCAGCGAUUGUGUUCUGCCAACAGUUCCAUCCGUUCACACACCUCCGCGUCGAUCAAAAGCUAAUGAAUCAGAUUCGUCACGUGAAGAUGAUCCUAUGGACGACUCGGACGAUUCAGAUUUGGUUGCAGCGUUCGACAGAUCUCUACAACUUUCCUCAGGUCACAAUGACUCUUGUGGAACAUUGGCUACGCUAGCGGAAGAUGUUCCCUUUCAGUGC
Messenger RNA from Ostertagia ostertagi, 1131 nucleotides. NCBI's taxonomy places the organism in Eukaryota, Metazoa, Nematoda, Chromadorea, Rhabditida, Trichostrongylidae. The record is from the annotation of a GenBank genome assembly.